UUGGCGGGUGUGGCUUUAAGGAGUAAGUUGACAGUGGAACUUUCUUGUUUCAGACCUCAGAGCCUUCACCAGUCGGACUUCAUCAUGAGUAUGAUAAUGAUCACAUGGAUACUACUGGUCUCACUGUUCUCCAAGAGCACACAAAGUGGAAAUGGACAACAAGCAGGUCUUUGGCAAUGUGAACCUCAGAAUCUGGUUCUUGACAGGAAUGAUGAGAUGCUUAUUUUAAAUUGGGAAGAUGACCCUUCAUGCUCUGCAUUGCAUGAUGUACCUAUCUAUGAGAUUGUUGUUCUCAGAGAAGACAAGCAAGUACAUCACGAAGUUCCCAUGAAUCAUAACCAGAGUGGAUCUAGUCAUUCCUGGAAAUGGAAAUCCAGUUUGCCAUUGGAGUGUGCUUCUCAUUCGGUCAGGCUCCGUUUCCGAUACAACAAUUACACAAGUCCAUGGACACAAGAACAGACUCUACCUGGCUCCACAAGAUACAGAGUCUAUCCACGGGACAGAGUGUUUGAAGCUGGCAGCACCGCCACCUUCUGCUGCAUUGUGCCAGCUGGAGAAACGUUUUCCAGGAUGAAUUAUAAUCACACCGAAAUGAGCACCGUCAAGAUCAGCAAUCAGACAUAUGCUCUGACUCUCACACUGGACCGUGCAUCAGAUUCCUGCAUUGAUGUACAUUGUAUAACAAAUCAAACCUCCAAAGGGGCGUGUGUUUAUGUCAGCUACCUGCCAGACGACACAGACCUUCAAUGUGAAACCCGGGAUUUCAAAUCUGUCGAAUGUUUCUGGAAAGUAGGACGGUCUCAUCUCCCCCACCGAUAUCAAACAGUCUAUCAGCUACUUGGAAGGUAUAAUAUAAUUAUACUUGGUACAACCACAGGGUUGCGUGUGGGGACAAAAGGCUCUGAGGCUCCAGUCUGUCUAUGUGAGGAUGGAUUGAAUGGUAAAUGUUCGAAAAAAAUAAGAGUGGAUCCUGGUGAAAGGAAUUGGACCUUAUCAGUACAAAAUAAACUUGGAAAACUGGAGCUCCACUACACGGCAGACCUGACAGAAAGAGUGCACAUGCUUCCUCCAUACGUGAAUGUUUCAUCUGUGAAUGCCAGAAACAUCAGUCUGGAGUGGAUGUGGAAUGUGCUACAAUACAAUAAUAUCAAUAUAACCUGCCAAGUAAACAUUAGCGAUGGUGAAACUUCUACAAUAAAAGACAACUAUGGAACUGGCCUUAAUUUUAUAGUUAUAACUGAUCUGACACCACACUGGACAUAUAAUGUGAGAGUACGAUGCAGAACUUCACAAAAUUUCUCGGAAUGGAGUGAAUGGAGUCAUGAAGUAACCAACAACACAAAUGGUGAUGUCCCAGAUGCUCCGGAUGUGUGGAUGCAGAUGAGGGAAAACCGAACUGUCAUCUUGUGGAAACCACUACUGGACAAGCAGAGCCAUGGAAACAUCAUAGACUAUCAAGUUGCCUGGGCAAAGACCAGUGAGCAACAUCAACAAAACCAAACAGUGCCUCAUAGCCAGCACAGUCUUGCAUUGAAUCUGGACACACAAAAAGAGCAUAUUGUCACAGUUACUGCUAGAAACAUAUACGGCCGCUCACCAACAUCAGUCGUCAACAUUCCUAGCCUUGGUCCAGAUAGAACCAGAGUGAACACUUCUGGGAUCACUGGCAGCAACAGUAGCUUCAGUCUGUCCUGGUCUGCCAGUAUGAAAGCCACCUGUGGUUAUGUAGUAGACUGGUGUCCGUUUGGGCAUGGCACUGUGGAGUGGCUUAAGGUACCUCCCAAUAAAACUAACGCCAGAAUAUCUUCAGAGAACUUUAAAGACGGAAUAAGGUACUUAUUGUCCAUAUACGCCUGCACCGAAAGAGCUCCUGUGCUACUAGAGAGAUUCGAGGGAUAUGUGAAAGAGAAAAGAAUAAAAGACGAGCUGUUCAAGUCUUUGAAAUUUAAACAACAGGACUCCAAUGUUGAGGUAAACUGGGAUCCAAUACCUUUGAAAGAACAGACUGCUUUUAUCCGAGGCUAUACUCUUUACGCUUUGGACAAGAAUAGCCCAGUCUUCAGCGUGAGCACCGACAACCCAGAGGCCACCAGCCUGACUGCAACGAACUUGAAAAUCACAUCAUACACGUUCACAGUUACGGCACAGACAACAUUUGGAAAAUCUGGCAAUACGUCUAUUAUUGUGACCUUGAAUUCUCAGACUGAUAACUUGAUCAAGUCAGUCUUUAUUUCCCUGGGAGCAGUUUUUGGUCUCCUUUCCCUCAUCACUAUCCUCUGCUAUAGACACUGGGCAUGCAUCACUCAGAAAAUCUACCCUCCAAUACCAACACCAGUGUUGAAGGACAAGUGGUUGACAUCAUCGGGUGGACAACUUCUCAUGGAUCAGAGUUUCCACAGUGAAGCAGAUGUCAUGGAUGUUCCAGAACUGCAUUAUAAAUCUGGAGGAGCUCUGAUUUCUUAUGCAAGCAGGGAGGACAUGUCUUUUGCAUUUCCUAAAGGUUACUACAACAAGGACCUGAAAAUGUGUACCCAGCCACCCCUCACCCUACCCACUACAGCUUUGAAGUCUCAGUCGGGUUUACCAACUUCUCCUUUCAGAGGUUUAUUUACUAAUCCAUCAUAUGACCUGAUAAUGCAGACACGGAAUCAGCAGACAAACUCAGGACUUGAGGUUCAAGAGGAGACACCUACACUGAGAUGCUCUAGUGGGUACAAGCCCCAGAGUCAGUCAAAUCCCGAUAUCCUGAACCAGAUCGAAGCGGAUUCAGACAGUCCUAUGUUCUGUGUCACCACUUACAUUUUGUUACCACAGCCAUCUUCCACAUAGUUGCUGCAUGCACAAACAGCAUGUCAUAAGUGUGAACAGAUUUAUUUAUGAUGUUAUUUAAAACAUGGUUAAACAUUAGUUUAUUGAGCAACAGCAACAGAUAAAGUGACAUACAGUCUUUAUAAAUGUAAUUCAUAAAGCAUUACGCUGUCUCAUAGUUGUGAUAUUUGUCUGUAGUUACUGUGGGCACAUAUUUUUGGACUCAAAAUUAAAAAGUGAAAUAGAGACAAGCAUUCAAACUUUGUUGUCACCUACAUACCUUGAAGAUGCCAGUUUCUAUAUAAGUAUACAUCUGUUGUUGGACACAUAAAACUGUUUAGCUGUUUACCAAAAUAUAUACUGAAUUAGGGUUUAAAGUGUCAGUGGUAAGUUUGAAUUCAAAAUAUGAUAUACAGUGGUGUGAAAACGUGUUGACCCCGUUCCUAAUUUCUUAUUAUUUGGCAUGUUCGUCAAACCUAAAUGUUACAGACCAUUAAACAAAUUUAUAUAUAAGAUAAAUAUAACAUAAACACAAAAUGCAGUUUUUAAAUGAAGGUUUCUAUUAUCAAGGGGGGAAAAAAUCAAAACCUUUUUUUCAUUUAUCAGGAUUUGUUGGAUUUGUAUAGGGUGACUGACAUAGCCAUUACUUUCACAGUAUGUUUUGACACAUUUCCUAUUUCUACUGCACCAUCUCAUCAGUUUUGCUGCAAUUGUUUGAAUGUUUUGCUGCAAUUGUUUGAAGUGUUUAUUGAUGCUAUCAAUAAACACUAGUCCACUGUACAUAGUGUUUUUGCUGUUGUUCUGGUACAGGUUGGUGUAGUCACAUUAUAGAAUUGCUUUUUUCUUUUUCUUUUCUUUUUAGCUAAAUCUAAUCAAGUAUUCCUAAACUGUUCUUGUUUUGAAUCAAUUCUUUUCACCUUGUGGUGAAUCCUCUGUAUUCACGCUGAAUCUUACUAAAAUGCCCAUCACAUGGAAAAUUUCCAUCUCUUCUUUCAAAACUGCAGGCAGGUUUGCCUUUACCAAGGAAAGGAUUAUGUGGUCCUCCAUCACUGCUGUCUUCCAUGGAUGACAGGACUUUUAAUUUUUCUAAGCUUACCAGUGUGUUCCUCUUUUCUCAGAAUAUACCACACAGUUGAUUUGGACACUCCUAAUGUUGUUUCUAUCUCUCUUUUACACUUUGAUUUGUUUUUUACAAUCUGGUGAUGGUCUCUUUCACCACAGUGAGGGCUAUUUUGGAGGCCUGACAUGAAUUUACAGCUGUCUAAAUGAGCACUUGGAAUCCACAGUAGAGCUUCCAGUUUAUUAAGUAAUAAGAAAAUGUAGUACAUUUAUCCAUGAAAUCACUUUUAAGUGAAGUUCCCAAUUAUGUUUGGCCCCCUGUAGUAUAUAAUUGUAUGAAGUGUGUCAAAAGUGUGUCAGUGUACUUCAGAUCUAACAACAUUAUAAAAAGGAAAGGAAUUUGUAUGUA
Molecule: messenger RNA, 4276 nt
Organism: Mugil cephalus (flathead mullet)
Lineage: Eukaryota; Metazoa; Chordata; Actinopteri; Mugiliformes; Mugilidae
Product: leukemia inhibitory factor receptor-like
Exons: 18
Coding region: 85-2829 (914 amino acids)
Biological process (GO): cytokine-mediated signaling pathway
Cellular component (GO): external side of plasma membrane
Molecular function (GO): protein binding; cytokine receptor activity
Source: RefSeq, a predicted model, not a curated record